This is a messenger RNA of Drosophila obscura, 715 nucleotides long. RefSeq lists its product as uncharacterized. Lineage: Eukaryota; Metazoa; Arthropoda; Insecta; Diptera; Drosophilidae. The transcript has a single exon. The record is from RefSeq and is a predicted model, not a curated record. Bases 94 to 432 code for a protein of 112 amino acids.
UGCUUUCAGUAUUCAACGCGUUGCUGUCUGGUAAGGAUUGUUUUGGAAGAGUUGUGGCUGGGAACAUUUUGUAUACACUGAAAAUAGGCAGGCAUGCGACCAUACUAUGAGGAUCCAUGUGGCUGUCCUCCUCGUCAUCACCAUGGUCGUCCAAAUAUCGAAAUUGAUGUGGUUCCCAAUUGGGGUGGCGCAUACUAUCCGCCGGCGACUCCGGCUCGGACCGAAGUUGUCUACGUAAUGCCAGGGGCAUCAUCCCCCUAUAUGCCCCAAGCAGCUGCUGGCCCACAGUUGAUGAUGCCACAGCAGCCAUAUGGUGGUGGCAUGACAAUGGCCUCCGCGGGCUACUAUCAGCAGCAGCAGGGCUACGAAUAUCAGUAUCAACAGCAGCAAUAUCAACAGUAUAAUCCAUAUCCACAAUAUCAGCAAUGGUAGAGUAGAGGAGGGCAAGGACACUGGCAUCUUUCAUCUGUCAUCAAGGGAGCAUCAGGCAGGAGUCUCUGGAGCAUCAGGCAGGAGUCUCUGGAGCAUCAUCAGCUGCAGCUUGUGGAGUCUCUGGAGCAUCAACUGGAGCCUCAGCUGCAGCUUGUGGAGUCUAUCUAGAAUCUAUGGACAGAAAUAUGUGAAUCAAACUCAAAUUAAAUUUAAAAAAAAAACAAUGUUUAAAGCCUACAAUAAAAGUAAUUCCUAUAAAGUGUAAACACAAGCAAAAAGAUAA